Stegostoma tigrinum is the source of this 2833-nucleotide messenger RNA. RefSeq names its product anthrax toxin receptor 1-like. Lineage: Eukaryota; Metazoa; Chordata; Chondrichthyes; Orectolobiformes; Stegostomatidae. Gene Ontology annotation, cellular component: membrane. The transcript is spliced from 18 exons. Gene Ontology annotation, molecular function: signaling receptor activity. The coding region runs from base 443 to 2119 and encodes 558 amino acids. The record is from RefSeq and is a predicted model, not a curated record.
AACUUUUUUGAAGUUCGCUCGGAAUCAGUGCGGUUUACUUCUGUCUCCACUCGGAGUGACUAAGGCAUCAGGAUAUUUCCUUUCUCUCUGCUCUGUAACCACCAUCAUCCCCCGUUUCCUCUGUGUGUCUGUGUGUGUGUGUGUGUGUGUGUGUGUCUGUGUGUGUGUGGGGGGGUCUUUGUUCCGGCAAACACUGAGAAGAGCAGCAGCGGGCUUUUUUAGCUGGUUUUCGGGAAAAAGAAGCUGCGAGGAAGCGGCGGUGGGAUCACAGACAUAGACAGGAUUCCUGCUGGAUCUCCUGGAAGGGAGAGAGAGGGAAGGAGCGAGGAGGCUUGGGGGUUGCUGACAGUGACAGCUUGCUCCCUGGGGUCGCUCCCCCUCCUCUGUGUGUGUGUGUGUGUGUGUGUGUGUGUGUGCACCUCUUUGUGCCUGUGGCUGAGCGAUGGGACGCUGUGAACAGCGGACGAUGCUGCGGUACCUAACCGCCCUCACCGUGCUCUCGCUAGGAGCCGGGAGCAGUGACCCAGCCGGGAACAGCCCUGCGUGCUACGGCGGCUUCGACCUCUACUUCGUGCUGGACAAGUCGGGGAGUGUUCAACAUCACUGGAAUGAAAUAUUCUUCUUUGUCGAUCAUCUAGCUCACAAGUUCAUCAGCCCCCAACUGAGAAUGUCUUUUAUCGUCUUCUCGACCAGAGGGACCACACUUAUGACCUUAACUGAGGACAGGGAACGAAUUCGCAAAGGACUGGAGGAGCUACAGAUGGUGCAGCCUGGCGGUGACACGUACAUGCAUGAGGGUUUUGAGAGGGCCAGCGAACAGAUCUACUACUCCAGUGCUGAGGGUUACAGGACUGCUAGUGUCAUUAUUGCCCUGACCGACGGUGAACUGAUGGAGAACCUUUUCUACUACGCAGAGAGAGAGGCUGACCGGUCACGAAGUCUGGGAGCAACGGUCUACUGUGUUGGUGUCAAAGACUUCAAUGAAACUCAGCUGGCCCGAAUUGCAGACAGUAAAGACCAUGUUUUCCCGGUGAAUGACGGUUUUGAGGCACUCCAAGGCAUCAUCGACUCGAUCUUGAAGAAAUCCUGCAUUGAGAUCCUAGCUGCUGAGCCAUCAAGCAUCUGUGCUGGAGAAACGUUCCAGGUUGUUGUGAAGGGGAACGGAUUUUCCCAUGCGCGCAGUGUGGAUAAAGUUCGCUGCAGCUUCAAAAUUAAUGACACAGUCACCCUCACUAAGAAGCCGUUAGUGGUUGAAGACACCUAUUUGCUCUGUCCUGCACCAGUGCUACAGGAAGUCGAUGGAGCGGUCUUCCUGCAGGUCAGUAUGAAUGAGGGUCUGAGUUUCAUCUCCAGCUUCGUCACCAUCACAACAGUCCACUGUUCGGAUGGAACAAUUCUGGCGAUAGCGCUCUUAAUCCUCUUCCUGCUUCUGGCGCUGGUCCUGCUCUGGUGGUUCUGGCCUUUAUGUUGCACUGUGAUCAUCAAAGAGCCCCCUCCACCUCCCAUGGAUGAUGAGGAAGAUUCCGAUUCUGAAGGCAUGCCCAAGAAGAAAUGGCCGACUGUCGAUGCCUCCUAUUAUGGCGGCCGAGGUGUAGGGGGGAUCAAAAGAAUGGAGGUCCGUUGGGGAGAGAAGGGAUCGACGGAAGAAGGUGCCAAAUUGGAAAAGGCCAAAAAUGCGAGGGUGAAAAUGCCGGAGCAAGAGUAUGAGUUCUCUGAGUUGGGGAUUCAGAACAACAACAGAGCUCGGCAGAUGAAUGCCCCCAGGAAGUGGUACUCACCAAUCAAGGGCAAGUUGGAUGCACUGUGGGUUCUCCUGCGGAAAGGCUAUGACCGGGUUUCCGUGAUGAGACCUCAACCUGGAGACAAGGGUCGCUGCAUUAACUUCACGCGGGUGAAGAGUGAAGCCAAGCCCACCAGCUACCCGAUCUACAACAACAUGAGGAAUGUGGGGCCUCCUCCCAUCUACUGCCCCAACCUCAGCCCUCCUGCCUCUGCCACCCCGUCGCCUGAACCUUCACCUACUCCGUCGCCGACCUCCUCGCUGCCUCCACCGCCCCCAGGACCGCCACCCACCCGGGCCCCACCCCCGUCUCGCCCACCGCCUCGCCCUUCCUUCUGAAGCCACCGGGGGGGGCGCGAGUUGGGUGGCUAACCCUUCGUUUCUGUGGCUGAUGGUGAGGGCACCAAAGUGGGACUGUGUUAAGGCUCCCUGCUGGCCCAAAAGAGAUUCUUCUUCCCUUUUGUCAGUUUUUUUUAUAUAUUGCAGGGUGCCUGCAGCAAAGCAAGCUCCAAACCACACAGUAAUAUCCUUCUGAACUUAUGCCGGUUAAAGUUGGCAUCAUUGUCUUAAACUCGAUCAAUUGUCGCUUUUAAGUUGUGUGAUAUAGUGAUAUUCGGCAGUUACCAUUUUAUAUAUAUCCUUAUUACAUUUUUAGUAUCUUUCUGCAACUAAAAACAAGCGGGAGACCCAACAUUGAACGGCAUGUUGGGUUUUGAGCAGUCUGUCGAGGAGAUUGGUCGUUGAGUUUCGCCCUUCUCUCUGUACAUGGACUGAUGAGAUGGAAGGGGGUUGGGGGUGGGCAGUGAUAUCUGUUGCUGAUUGUGUCACCCUCUUCAGUUUGAAUGUUAUCAGUAACAAAAGCUCUCGUGCCAUCUCCUCACGGGCAUCAGCUGUAAUGCAGUGUCCUGUUUGUAUUGGGGUGGCAGGGGCUACAGAUGUACACAGCAGAUAUGUUGUGGCCUUGAAUCCCAGUGGGGUCCUGCUCUCAUUUGGGGGCCUGUGUGUGUGUGUGUGUGUGUGUGUGUGUGUGUGUGUGUGUGUGUAUGUGUGUGU